AUGAUGUCAAAUAUGAUCGCAAUUCCCCUCCUAAUCACGGGCUCGAGUUCAGGCAUCGGUGCGGCCACUGCUGUACUUCUGGCCAAAAGUGGAGCCAAUGUUGUGAUCACUGGACGUAAUGCCGAGAAUGUGUCCAAAGUAUCGAAACAGUGUUCAAAUGUGUCACCAAAACGUCUCAAACCUCUGGAAGUCGUGGCAGACGUUAACAAAGAAGAAGAUCUCAACAGACUUCUGGACACAACUAUCAAGACUUUCGGCAAAUUAGAUAUUCUCGUCAAUAACGCCGGAUUUGGAAAUGCGACCAAAAUAACUGAAUCAGAUUACAUGCAAAAGUUUGAAGGAAUCUUUCAAACAAACGUGAAUUCUGUGGUAGCCCUAAUCACAGGCUCGAGUUCAGGUAUCGGUGCGGCCACUGCUGUACUUCUGGCCAAAAGUGGAGCCAAUGUUGUGAUCACUGGACGUAAUGCCGAGAAUGUGUCCAAAAUAUCGAAACAGUGUUCAGAUGUGUCACCAAAACGUCUCAAACCUCUGGAAGUCGUGUCAGACGUUAACAAAGAAGAAGAUCUCAACAGACUUCUGGACACAACUAUCAAGACUUUCGGCAAAUUAGAUAUUCUCGUCAAUAACGGGCACAGUAUGGCACCCUAUUGUAUGUCAAAGACAGCGCUGGAUAUGUUCACCAAAUGUAUGGCCGCAGAGUUGGGUCCCAAACAUAUUCGGGUCAAUUCAGUCAAGUUAUAUCACAAAUUAGCCGUGGAGGAUAUGGAGGUUACGGACGAGGAGGUUAUGGCGGGUAUGGCAGAGGGUAUGGUGGCUAUGGACGGGGUUAUGGCGGUUAUGGCCGAGGGUACGGUGGUUACGGACGAGGAUAUGGAGGUUAUGGGCGAGGAUUUUACGGCUAAACAACUGACAUUGCAUUCACUAUAAACUCCCAACUUUUACUUUUCUGUGUUCAACAUUACUAUAAAUUUAUGCAACAAAAAACACUCAACUAAAUCCCAAAACCCUUUAAUUAUAUUUAAUUUUAUGUUAUAAUUUUGUAUAAUUUUUUAAAUCGCUUUACGUUUUGCAAACAAAUUUGUAAUCAAAUCUCUGAACUCUUAUGUCAAAUACUUAUUGAUAAUAAAGUAGUUUUAGUUUUGAAA
Oppiella nova is the source of this 1145-nucleotide messenger RNA. NCBI's taxonomy places the organism in Eukaryota, Metazoa, Arthropoda, Arachnida, Sarcoptiformes, Oppiidae. The record is from the annotation of a GenBank genome assembly.